Rubroshorea leprosula is the source of this 582-nucleotide messenger RNA. The record is from the annotation of a GenBank genome assembly. Lineage: Eukaryota; Viridiplantae; Streptophyta; Magnoliopsida; Malvales; Dipterocarpaceae.
CAUCCAAGACAGAGCUUUCGAUUUCGUUAACAUGGCUAGCGACCAAGAUCAGUUCAGAUUGGUGUCGCCGCAGAUAAACCAUGAAGGAAGGCUUCCAAGGAAGUAUACUCAGGAAGGCCAGGGCGCAAAGAAGAACAUAUCUCCGCCUCUGGAAUGGUAUAACGUACCGGAAGGAACCAAGUCUCUGGCGCUGGAGGUGGAGGACAUUGAUGCGCCCGACCCUAGCGGCCCCAUUGUGCCUUGGACCCAUUGGGUGGUGAUUAACAUUCCGCCGACAAUUAAGGGGUUUCCGGAGGGGUUUGCCGGGAAGGAGGAAGACAUGGAUGGGGACCGAUGCUACCGUACGUCCCAUGGCCACCGGUUUCAGUUCAAGCUCUAUGCUUUGGAUGAUGAAUUGCACCUAGGUGACAAAGGAGAAAGUGCUGGAGCAUGUGCUAGCAGAAGCAGAGUUGAUGGCUAAAUUUUGAGUGCAAGUUUGCAUUAUAUAAAUGUAGCAAGUGACGAGUGUAGCCUUCAAGUGUGAAAUGAAUUAAUGUAUAACUUAUGAAUACAUUGCCAGUCCAAUAUAUCUUAAACUUAAAC